Thamnophis elegans (Western terrestrial garter snake) is the source of this 2201-nucleotide messenger RNA. RefSeq names its product activin A receptor type 1C (gene ACVR1C). NCBI's taxonomy places the organism in Eukaryota, Metazoa, Chordata, Lepidosauria, Squamata, Natricidae. The coding region runs from base 189 to 1676 and encodes 495 amino acids. Gene Ontology annotation, cellular component: activin receptor complex; plasma membrane. Gene Ontology annotation, biological process: activin receptor signaling pathway; protein phosphorylation; nervous system development. The record is from RefSeq and is a predicted model, not a curated record. The transcript is spliced from 9 exons. Gene Ontology annotation, molecular function: activin receptor activity, type I; ATP binding.
UUUCUUCCAGCAGCGCCGAGAGUCGCUGGUGGCAAAGAGCUCGGCUUCGUCGCCCGGCUGGAGGGGAGGGCGUGGGGUGCGGGAGACCAGCCUCCGGGAAGCUCGCCUCUCCGGACGGCCCUGUAAGCCCCACACCCCCCCUCCGGCUCGCUCCUUCCCAUCUGCCAGAACUUCUCCCAUGUGCCGUCAUGAGGCGAGCGCUCCGCUCCGGACUGGGCGCUGCUGCGGCGCUUGUCCUGACAGCCUGCGCCUCUCUCUGCACAGGCUUAACAUGUGUGUGCCAAUUGUGUGAAAAAACAAACUUCACUUGUGAAACGGAGGGAGCAUGUUGGACUUCUGUCAUGCUAUCGAAUGGCCGGCAAGAAGUAAUAAAGGCAUGUGUUUCCCUACCGCAGCUGAAGGCACAGAUCUUUUGCCAUGGUUCUAAGAAUGUAACCAGGAGAGAAUGCUGCUUCACAGAUUUCUGCAACAAUGUCACCAUUUACCUGCCUACAGGUCAAGAACCUUCAAACAAAUCAAAACUAGGACCUGUGGAGCUGACUGUAGUUAUAACCAUACCGGUGUGUGUGUUGUCCAUUAUUUUACUGCUGGCAGCCUACACAUGCCAAGGACACCUCUGCAGACACAGAAAGAAAAGAAGGCCAAACAUUGAAGAACCUCUCUCUGAGUGUAAUCUAGUGAACCCAGGAAAAUCUCUCAAAGAUCUAAUUUUUGACAUGACAACAUCGGGUUCUGGAUCUGGUUUACCACUCCUUGUCCAAAGGACAAUUGCAAGGACUAUUGUUCUUCAACAAAUUGUUGGAAAAGGACGAUUUGGCGAAGUCUGGCGUGGAAAAUGGUGCGGAGAGGAUGUUGCUGUAAAGAUCUUUUCCUCCAGAGAUGAAAGGUCUUGGUUUCGUGAAGCAGAAAUCUACCAGACAAUCAUGCUGAGACAUGAAAAUGUCUUGGGUUUUAUCGCUGCUGAUAACAAGGACAAUGGGACCUGGACUCAACUGUGGCUUGUAACUGAAUAUUAUGAGCAAGGCUCUUUGUUUGACUACUUAAACAGCAACACUGUGACAGCUAAUGAAAUGAUUAAGCUGACCUUUUCAAUUGCCAGUGGCCUAGCACAUCUGCACAUGGAAAUCGUUGGAACCCAAGGAAAGCCAGCUAUUUCACACAGAGACUUGAAAUCUAAAAAUAUUCUAGUCAAAAGGAACGAAAGCUGUGCUAUUGCUGACUUGGGGCUAGCUGUGAAGCAUGACUCGGUAUUAAACACAAUUGACAUACCACAGAAUCCUAGAGUAGGAACCAAGAGGUACAUGGCUCCAGAAAUACUUGAUGACACAAUGAACAUAAAUAACUUUGAAUCUUUCAAGCGUGCAGAUAUUUACUCUCUUGGGCUGGUGUAUUGGGAGAUAUCCAGAAGAUGCUUUGAUGGAGGAAUUGUGGAGGAGUACCAGUUACCUUAUUACGAUGCUGUAUCUUCUGAUCCUUCAAUAGAAGAAAUGAGAAAGGCAGUCUGUGAACAAAAGCUGAGACCAAAUAUUCCAAAUCAGUGGCAAAGCUGUGAGGCGCUCAGACUUAUGGGCCGAAUCAUGCGUGAGUGCUGGUUCACCAAUGGGGCAGCUCGACUGACAGCACUUCGUAUUAAGAAGACAAUUUCCCAACACUGUGGACAAAAUUCCAAAGCUUAAAUUUACACGCCUUGUAAAAAUGGAACAGGAAAAUGCAUUUACUGUAUGUCUUUGGUUUUUGUAUUGUUUUUGAUUUUGCUCUACCUCACAUGAUACUCAGAAUAGUACUGCAAAGCCCAAAUCCUAGAAUACUACAAUGUAGCUUCAUUGGUUCUUCACAUUUCAUCAGAAUUAACUUUUGGUUGCUGGGUGAUGUGUGUCUUGUUUUGGCUCGUAAAGGAAAAUGAUUUAUUUAUUUUAUGAGCAUAAUAAUCCAUGAACAUGCUUCACAGUGUUGACAUAAUACUUCCUGCCAUGGCAGCAGAAGCUCCUGAAUUACAUAUGAGAAGUGAACAUCAGCAAAAGUUUAUCACCAUGGCAGAGCCCUGUUCUUGUUUGUGUUGGUGGUAUACAUGAAUUUCAUAAACUAGACCAAAAGUGGGCAACUUGUGAGCUGAUUUUAUCACACCUUCUGUCUCGCUUCACUCUUAUAUAAAAACAGCUUCCUUUUUGGUAAACACUGUCUCUUCAUCCCCCUGGUUUUUU